Messenger RNA from Oryza brachyantha (malo sina), 2122 nucleotides. RefSeq lists its product as uncharacterized. NCBI's taxonomy places the organism in Eukaryota, Viridiplantae, Streptophyta, Magnoliopsida, Poales, Poaceae. The transcript has a single exon. Bases 11 to 1777 code for a protein of 588 amino acids. The record is from RefSeq and is a predicted model, not a curated record. Gene Ontology annotation, cellular component: membrane.
GGCGGCGGCGAUGGCGGGUGCGGCGGCGGCGGCCUUCGCGGCGCAGGUGCUGCGGGGGCGGUGGUUCAUGGCGUAUGGAUCUUUCCUCAUCAUGUCGGCGGCCGGGGCCACCUACAUCUUCGCCAUCUACUCCAAGGACAUCAAGUCCACGCUCGGCUACACUCAGGAGCAGCUCAACACCGUCGGCUUCUUCAAGGACGUCGGCGCCAACAUCGGCAUCCACGCCGGCCUCAUCGCCGAGGUCACGCCGCCAUGGUUCGUCCUCGCCAUCGGCGCAGCCAUGAAUCUCGGGGGAUACCUCAUGCUCUACCUCUCGGUCACCGGCCGCGUCGGGGCGAAUACGCCUCUUUGGCUUGUCUGCCUCUACAUCGCCGUCGGCGCCAACUCUCAGGCGUUCGCCAACACCGGCGCGCUCGUCACCUGCGUCAAGAACUUCCCGGAGAGCCGCGGCGUCAUGCUCGGCUUGCUCAAGGGAUUCGUCGGCCUCAGCGGCGCCAUCUUCACGCAGCUCUACCUCUCCUUCUACGGCGGCGGCGGCGGCAACACCAAGCCGCUCAUCCUGCUCGUUGGCUGGCUCCCGGCCGCCAUCUCCCUCGCAUUCCUCGGCACCAUCCGGAUCAUACGCACCCCGCGCUCGCCAACGGCGGCGCGCCGCGAGUACCGCGCGUUCUGCGGCUUCCUCUACGUGUCGCUCGCGCUCGCCGCCUACCUCCUGGUGGUCAUCGUCCUCCAGAAGCGGUUCAAGUUCACCCGCGCCGAGUACGCCAUCAGCGCCGCCGUCGUGUUCGCGGCUCUCCUCGCCCCCUUCGCCAUUGUCCUGCGCGAGGAGGCUGCGCUGUUCAGGAAGACGCCCGAAGAGGAGACAGACACGCCGGCGCUGUCCGUGGUGACCGCGGCCACGAAACCAUCUCCCGCGGCCGUCGAGUCGCCAGCGACGCCGAUGGAAAGGGUGCUCCGCGCGCUGAGGCCGCCGCCGCGCGGCGAGGACUACACGAUCGUACAGGCGCUGGUGAGCGUGGACAUGCUGCUGCUGUUCACGGCGACGGUGUUCGGCGUGGGCGGGACGCUGACGGCGAUCGACAACAUGGGCCAGAUCGGCGAGUCGCUGGGCUACCCGCAGCGCAGCAUCGCCACCUUCGUGUCGCUCAUCAGCAUCUGGAACUACCUCGGCCGCGUGUCCGCCGGCUUCGCGUCGGACGCGCUCCUGUCGCGGUACGGCAUCUCGCGGCCGCUGCUGGUCGCCGGCGUGCUGGUCCUCACCGUGCCGGGGCACCUCCUGGUGGCGUUCGGCGUGCCGGGGUCGCUGUACGCGGCGUCGGUGCUGAUCGGGUUCUGCUUCGGGGCGGCGUACCCGAUGAUCCUGGCCAUCAUCUCGGAGGUGUUCGGGCUCAAGUACUACUCGACGCUGUACAACGUCGGCAACCUGGCGUGCCCCGUGGGGUCGUACAUCCUCAACGUCCGCGUCGCUGGCCGCAUGUACGACCGGGAGGCGAGGCGGCAGGGAGCCGUGGCCGUGGCGGCGGGGAAGAAGGAGCUGACGUGCAUCGGGGUGAGGUGCUACAAAGACUCGUUCUUGGUCAUCACGGCGGUGACGGUGGCCGCCGCGGUGGUGAUGGCGGCGCUCGCGUGGCGGACCCGGAAGUUCUACGCGGGGGACAUCUACGCGCGGUUCAGGGAGGACGCAGCUGCAGGUGUCGAUGGCAACGGCAAUGGCAGGGUCGCCGGAGAAGAACAUAAGGUGGUGGAAUCGAAGGAGGAGAAGGCGACGACCAGCUGAGUUGCAAUCGCAUAACCACGAGAUAUAUGUCAGAUAGACGACCAAAAAAUGACUCCUUUUUUAUUUUCUGUUUUAGAAAUGCUUUACAGUAGUACUACACAACAUUGCAUUUCUCCUCUCUUUUUUCUUUUUUGAAGUUUUUGGUUCACAAGUUGAAUAGUGUAUGAAUCUUGGAUGAAUCCAAAUGAUUAUAGGCUGGCAAAUUCGUCGUUUGCAUGCAAAAGGAUAUGCAUGUGGAAGUUGUAUACAACUCGCUGUCAAUUGACCGUAGUAUAGUAUAGUACCUCGUGCACUUGUGCUCAUGCUGUACAACUAGCACAUACCAACUUGAAUUGAAAUUUUCAA